Molecule: messenger RNA, 1031 nt
Organism: Echinops telfairi (small Madagascar hedgehog)
Lineage: Eukaryota; Metazoa; Chordata; Mammalia; Afrosoricida; Tenrecidae
Product: olfactory receptor 14C36-like
Exons: 1
Biological process (GO): G protein-coupled receptor signaling pathway
Cellular component (GO): membrane
Molecular function (GO): olfactory receptor activity; G protein-coupled receptor activity; odorant binding
Source: RefSeq, a predicted model, not a curated record
UUUAGGAUAUUUUUAAAUGUCUCUCUCAAAUCCUAAAGAAAUUAUACUAAAUGUCUAACUCUACCAUAGUGACUGAAUUUCUGCUUACAGGAUUUUCUGAUGUGUAGGAGUUCAGGGUCUUGUACACAAUGUUAUUUUUACUAAUGUACUUGGCUACUCUCACAGGAAAUCUUCUCAUUGUCACAGUAAUCACUGUUGACCAAAGACUUCAUACCCCCAUGUAUUUCUUCAUCCUGAAUCUCUCUGUCUGGGACAUGUGUUACAUUUCUGUGACUGUACCCAAGGCCUGUGUCAUCUUCCUGCUAAACAACAGGGUGAUUUCCUUGGUUGGAUGUGCAGCUCAGAUUUUCCUCGUGGUGUUAUGUGCUUAUGUAGAGUUACUGCUCCUCACCUUCAUGGCCCAUGACCGCUAUGUGGCCAUCUGCCAGCCCCUCCACUACCAUAUGAUCAUGACCCCUCGAGUCUGUGUCAAAAUGGCGUUGGCCUCUGCACUCAGUGGUCUGGUCUAUGCAGGUGUGCACACUGGGAACACAUUCCAUUUGUCCUUUUGUCGUUCUAAUGUGGUUCAUCAGUUUUUCUGUGAUAUCCCCUCUCUGCUGAAGCUCUCCUGCUCUGACACCUUAACCAAUGAAAUUGUAAAUUUUACCUCUUCAAUGAUAGUAGGUGGUAGCACCCUUUCUUUCAUCACCCUGUCUUAUGUUCACAUAUUUUCUACUGUGCUCAAGUUUCCAACCAGAGGAGAACGAAGAAAGGCCUUUUCCACCUGUAUCCCGCACAUCCUCAUUGUCAUAGUUUUCCUCGGCUCUGGUGCUGUUGUGUAUAUGAAGCCAACCUCCAACUCCUUUCUGACACACGAUAUGGUCAUUUCUGUGUUCUAUUGUAUAGUUCCUCCUUUCUUGAAUCCUAUCAUCUAUAGUCUUAGAAACAAGCAGAUAAAGGAGGCUAUUAAGAAAGUUAUGAAAAGAAUACUCACUUCUUUCCAGAAAAUUAUCAUUAUUUCAACACUUUCCUACUUUGAUUGCAAGAGAUAA